Messenger RNA from Rangifer tarandus platyrhynchus (Svalbard reindeer), 276 nucleotides. NCBI's taxonomy places the organism in Eukaryota, Metazoa, Chordata, Mammalia, Artiodactyla, Cervidae. The record is from the annotation of a GenBank genome assembly.
AUGCUGGAGAUCUACAGCCACCUGGUAUCUGUGGGGUGUUCAGAUUUAAAACUAGACAUAAUGUCCAAGUUGGAACAUGGAAAGGACCCAUGGAUUAUAGAGAGUGAGUUGUCAAGGUGGACCUAUUCAGGUAAAGAAAAGAGCUCUGAUUCUUGUCAGCAGAUCAUUUCUGGGGAACUUUCAGUUCAAAUGGAGAUACUGGAAAGAGCCCCAAAGGAUAAUUCAUUGUACUCUGUCUUUAAAGUCUGGUAUAUUGAUGGUCAGCUAGAUAGAUAA